AUGUUGCAGAAGUUUGUAUGGAGUGCACCAUCGUCGCAGGCAAGCUCACUGGCAGUAAUGACAUGGAAAGACGAAGAGGAACAGAUGGUGGAUGAAUUGGCUGCCAACUCCGGCAAUAUGAAGAAAGUGUCUCUUCCUCCCUAUGGGCCUGCGUCUCAGCUGUGGAAAAACUAUCCAGAAAACUGUUCUGGGAGGUCCAGCAACUCACAGAGGAUAUGCCCUGCUCCCCACCUGUACAGACCAGUAUCUCAGCCAUUAGGAGUAAGCAUGCCUCUGCUCAAGAGCGAGGAUAUAGUGGAUACGCACCACGAGCCACCCUGUGGUUUUGCCGGUGUGACCACGGAGCAGAAGAGGGAUGGAAAAUCUGCCUCAACCCUAGAAGCACAGACUGCUGCAAGUGAAGAGAGAACCUCUGGUCAUGAUUUCCUUGUUGGACAUGUUUACAGGGGUGUGGAGACAUUGGGAAAGGAACUUUUUAUGUAUUUUGAUCAGAAAGCUUUGAGGAUUCACUUCGGUAUGAACGGUUCCAUGCGCAUUAAUCCUGAUAGAAGCAAAGACAGAAAUGGAGCACUACCAGCUUUGGAGAUACAGCUUACAGAGGAUACUGUUUGGUUUUUUGAGGUGACAGUAGAGUAUAGAAAUGCAGCUGAGAGUGAGCAGAAAGUAAGAAUGAUGGAAAGCUUGGAUGUCUGUUCUCCAAAGUUUAGCUGCUUAAGAGCAGAAAGUGAGAUUAAGCAGCAGAAAAUGCGCUUGUUGUGUGAUGUGUUACUGGAUCAAGCAGUAUUACCUGGAGUGGGGAAUAUCAUAAAAAAUGAAGCACUGUUUGACAGUGGUCUUCAUCCAGCUGCUAAGGUUUGCCAACUGACAGAUGAGCAUAUACGUCACUUGGUGAAAAUGACACGCGAUUUUACCCUGCUUUUUUAUAAGUGCCGCAAAACUGGGUCUCCACUUUACAAACACUACAAAGUAUACAAGCGCCCAACCUGCGGUCAGUGCAAUGGGAAGAUCACUGUGUGUCGUUUAGGAGAGAAUAACAGGAUGACUUACUUCUGCUCUCGAUGUCAAAAGGCAGAUCCCCAGCUUGUCAAUGUUAGCAAACUGCCAACUAGAAAUAGCCUAAUUGGCUGGGCGUAUGGCAGGGGGUUAUGUUCUAAUGAACAUGUAGCUCAGAAAUCUGAAGAGGAGUGGACGUGUAUGCGCUGUACCCUAAUAAACAAGCCUUCUGCCGAGAUUUGUGAUGCCUGUUUGACUUCAAGGCCUGAAGUUCCAAAGACAGAGAAAACUGAAGAUUCUGCAGCCCUUAACAUACACUUAAUGAAGUAUCCUUGUAAUGAUUUCAGAAAACCAAGCACAGAAAUAAAGAUCAAUAGGAAAGCUGCAUUUGGAACUACAACUGUUGUCUUAACAGAUCUUGGUAACAAAGCUGUUUUCAGAAAUGAUACCCAAAUAUCCGAUGGACACUCUGAGUGCAUUGCUCCAAAAAGCAAUUGUAAUCAAAUCCAGACCAACGUCUGCCAGUCAGGGGGACGCACACACAAGGAUUGCUCAACACACGUAACUGCUAUGGCUUUGUCCUCGUGUCAGCAACCUCUUGCUUUCAAACACGUACAGAAGAAACAGAAAACUGACCAUCUCCCCUCUGUUCACCAAUAUAAUGUAGCAAUCAGCAAACCUCAAGCUAAUAUGACAGAUGAUAUUCAUACGUUAAGUGCGGGCCACCCUCGCUGCAGUAAACACAGCCGUCUAUGCAUCCUCAGAGUUGUGAGAAAGGAGGGAGAAAACAAGGGCAGGCAGUUUUUUACAUGUCCUCUACCCAGAGAAACUCGAUGUGACUACUUUCAAUGGGCCGACUUGAAUUUUCCAUUUUGUAACCAUGGCAAGCGAUGUGUUAUGAAGGCUGUGUUGAAGAUUGGCCCCAAUAACGGAAAGAACUUUUUUGUGUGUCCUCUUGGGAAGGAAAAACAGUGUGCCUUUUUCCAGUGGGCAGAAAGUGGGCCAGGUAUGCAGGUUGUUCCUUGA
This is a messenger RNA of Egretta garzetta (little egret), 2019 nucleotides long. It is a transcript of the gene NEIL3, whose product is annotated as nei like DNA glycosylase 3. The record is from RefSeq and is a predicted model, not a curated record. Gene Ontology annotation, cellular component: nucleus. NCBI's taxonomy places the organism in Eukaryota, Metazoa, Chordata, Aves, Pelecaniformes, Ardeidae. The coding region runs from base 1 to 2019 and encodes 672 amino acids. Gene Ontology annotation, molecular function: DNA N-glycosylase activity; DNA-(apurinic or apyrimidinic site) endonuclease activity; zinc ion binding. Gene Ontology annotation, biological process: base-excision repair. The transcript is spliced from 10 exons.